CCCGGAGUCGCCCGAGCAGGGGAAGCGGCCGGUCUCCCAGGUUCCUCAGGACUGUCGGCGGCCGUCCGCCGGAGUCGAGGCCGAGAUGUCCCCGGAAUCGAAAAAGCUUUUCAACAUCGUUAUUUUAGGAGUGGCCUUUAUGUUUAUGUUCACCGCCUUUCAGACUUGUGGGAAUGUGGCGCAAACUGUCAUCCGGAGUUUAAACAGCACGGAUUUCCACGGCAGCGGCUACACCAGCAUGGCCAUCAUUUAUGGGGUGUUCUCUGCUUCCAACCUGAUCACGCCAUCCGUGGUCGCCGUCGUUGGACCUCAGCUCUCCAUGUUUGCCAGCGGGUUAUUCUACAGCAUGUACAUUGCCGUUUUUAUCCAGCCUUUCACCUGGUCCUUCUAUACCGCCUCUGUGUUCCUGGGAGUUGCAGCUGCGGUCCUCUGGACAGCACAGGGCAACUGCCUGACAAUCAACUCGGACGAGCACACUAUUGGGAGGAACAGCGGGAUUUUCUGGGCACUCUUGCAGUCCAGCUUGUUCUUUGGAAAUCUCUACAUAUAUUUUGCUUGGCAAGGGAAGACUCACAUUUCAGAGAGUGACCGGAGAACAGUGUUCAUCGCCCUCACGGUGAUCAGCCUCAUCGGGGCUGUUCUCUUCUUUCUUAUUCGGAAGCCAGAUGUGGAGAAUGUCCUGGGAGAGGAGGAGUCUUCCGACGACCAGGACCUGGAAAACAAUGCGUCCACCCAGACCACCAUGACCAAGGCAGCUGAUGCAUUCAGAAAGUCUGUUAAGUUAUGUGUCACCAAGGAGAUGCUGCUUUUAAGUGUUACGACUGCAUACACAGGUCUGGAGCUGACCUUCUUCUCCGGCGUGUACGGGACCUGCAUCGGGGCCGUAAAUGAGUUUGGAACAGAAGAGAAAAGCCUCAUUGGACUUUCUGGCAUUUUCAUCGGAAUUGGAGAAAUUUUAGGCGGGAGCCUCUUCGGCCUGCUGAGCAAGAACAGCCGUUUCGGACGGAACCCAGUGGUGCUGUUGGGCGUCCUGGUGCACUUUGUCGCUUUUUACCUCAUAUUUCUUAACAUGCCGGCGGACGCCCCCAUCGCCCCCGUGGAGGGAACCAACAGCAGCGCUUACAUCAAGCCCAGCAAGGAGGUGGCCAUCCUCUGCAGUUUCCUACUGGGUCUCGGCGACAGCUGCUUCAACACCCAGCUGCUCAGCAUCCUGGGCUUCCUGUACGCGGAGGACAGCGCGCCCGCCUUCGCCAUCUUCAAGUUUGUGCAGUCCAUCUGCGCAGCUGUGGCGUUCUUCUACAGCAAUUACCUGCUCCUGCACUGGCAGCUGCUGGUCAUGGUGACGUUCGGGUUCUUCGGGACUCUCGCGUUCUUCACCGUGGAGUGGGACGCUGCCGCCAUCGUGGCCCGCGGCUCUGACUACCGCAGCAUCUGAGCAGCUGCUGCCCAGUGGAGACGGUGUCCUCACUCAUGCCAGCUGGCCGCGGUGUUUGGUGGGGAAGCCGCCUCUCGUCUGGAAAAUCCAGUAAUUAGACUGUUCAGCCUGCCAGAGGUGUUGUCAAGUUUACAGAUAUUGCUAUUUCGAACGAAUUGAAUAAGGGAUGCUUGCUUUCCCAAUGAUUGUUCUGAGAUACUGGCUUUCAGUUCAGCUGUUCCACGUUCCUACAGUCGUGGUAUAGGCCGCACAUGUGGCUCCUCCUUGUCCUGUCAGUGGGAGCCAGGACGGCUGCUGGCAGGGGGUUCCUGCUCGCCUGCAGGGCAGCCUGGGCACUCCAGGGGACUCUCAGGGAAUGACCUUCCAAUAAAUGACUAAGUGCAGAUGCUCCCAUGGAACCUGAUCUUCAGAAGAUACUCCACGGGCUCGGUUCUCUUUGGUUAUUGACAAGGUUGGCUUGCCUCCACUGUUAGCUGACUGGAGCGUGUGAUGCCCAAGAAGGCCUCUUCUCAGGGGGCAGGCCUUGGGGCUCUGCCUGUGCCCCGGUGAGAUGAGGCUGCGCACAUGGGGAGUGCCCGGAGAGCAAGGAGGACCUGCCUGCUGUGAUUUUGUAUUUUUUCAGAUCUGCUAUAAAUUUGGGAAUUGUAUAGUUGACUUGCAGAUUUGACGAACUGUGAGUCUGGGGAAGUGGGGUCCCAGUGUUUGUGGGUGACUGUGGUGAGUUCGGGAAGUGGAGUCCCGCUGUUUGUGGGUGACUGGUGAGUCCAGGGAAGUGGGGUCCUGCUGUUUGUGAGUGACUGUGGUGAGUCUGGGGAAGUGGGGUCCCGGUGUUUGUGGUUGAGUGCAGUGAGCUAGAGACUAGACUGGCAUGCCGAGCUCUCCUUUCCCCAGUGGGAAGGUGUUGAUUUUCUUUUCUUUUUUUUUUAAGAUUUAUUUAUUUGCAAGCCAAGCCAGAGAGAUGG
Ochotona curzoniae (black-lipped pika) is the source of this 2397-nucleotide messenger RNA. It is a transcript of the gene MFSD11, whose product is annotated as major facilitator superfamily domain containing 11. NCBI's taxonomy places the organism in Eukaryota, Metazoa, Chordata, Mammalia, Lagomorpha, Ochotonidae. Bases 86 to 1435 code for a protein of 449 amino acids. The record is from RefSeq and is a predicted model, not a curated record. The transcript is spliced from 13 exons.